Molecule: messenger RNA, 1522 nt
Organism: Dentiscutata heterogama
Lineage: Eukaryota; Fungi; Glomeromycota; Glomeromycetes; Diversisporales; Gigasporaceae
Source: the annotation of a GenBank genome assembly
UUCAGAUACAGAACAAGUAUCAGAUACAGAACAAGUAUCAAAUACAAAACAAAUAUCAGAUACAGAACAAGUAUCAGAUACAGAACAAGUAUCUACCAAAAGAUCUCAUAUUCGUAAAAACCCAAAUCAAAAUUGGUUUAAGAUAUAUCCAUGGUUAAAAAAAGAAGUAGUUGAAAAUAAAGUUGUAUUAUUUUGCACAAUAUGUAGAGAAAGAAAUGGAAAGACAGUAUUCGCAGUAGGUACAACAAAAUAUCGGUUAGAAAGUAUUAAAAAUCACAUAAAAACAAUUGAGCACAAAGAAUCUGAAGAUCUUUCCAAACCGCAACAAACAAAAAUUAUUACUAAUUUUGCAAAGCAAUUGGAUAUCGAUAAAUUAAAUAUUAUAUCGCUUAUGAGAAAUGUUUAUUUUUGUGCUAAAAAUCAUCAAUCUAUCAAUUUGUUUCCUAAUUUAUGUGAAUUAGUUACAACUCAAAUUCAUAAUCAUAAAGAAUAUAUUACUUCAGAUAGAGUAUGUGUUUUUAAAACACCACAAUAUGAAAAAAAUAAAACAAAAGCAUCAUAUGGUAGUUAUACGAAUAACAAUUCAGGAAACAGAUUUUUAGCUAGUAUUUGUGAUAUUAUUGAAGAAGGUUUAUUUGAAGAAUUAAAUGCUUCUAAAUUCUGGAGACAUCAAAGUGGAGUAUUAGCUAGAUUAAAAAAUUUGAAUCCAUUUAUAUCAUCAAACUAUUGUAUAACACAUCGUUUACAUUUAGCUGGCAAAGAUGCAUCCUUAAAAGUUGAAUAUUUUAAAGAGUAUGAAAAAAUUUUACACAAAAUUUAUUCAUAUUUUAGUCGAUCUUAUAAAUGGCAAAAAAUGCUACAUCUUAUGCAGGAUAUAAAUGACAAACCAAAUCUAGAAUUACAAAAUCAUAUUGAAACUAGAUGGCUCUCGUUAUCGAAUGUUGUAGGAAAUCUUUAUCAAAUUAUUGAUUCAAUUUUAUCAACAUUAAAUGAGGAUUCAUUAGAAGGAGAAAAGGAAGCUAAAAAUUUAAUUUUAUUAUUAGAUGAGGAUUUUGUUAUCGUUACUAUAUUCUUGGCGGAUUUGACAACAAUAUUAAAAAGAUUAAUCAAUGUUUUUCAGUCUGAUUAUGUUGCACUUUCGCACCUUAAACCUCAUUUAAAAACAGCAAUUAGCUCUAUUUCUGAAAGUUUUAUUGGAAGUACUGAUAUACAACCUACAUAUGGUAUUAUUUUACGUAAUUAUAUAGACUGUAACAGUAUUAAUCAAAAGACACUUCCUGUUUUUAUUGAAGAUUAUACAAAGGCAAUCAUUGAAGCAUUACAAGACCGAUUUUCACAUUCUGAUUUAUAUAAUGCUUUAAGUAUAUUCGAUGUUAAAUUGUUUCCUAAAACAGAAAAACAAAUAGCAACUUACAGGCAAAAAGAAAUUGAAUUUUUAGGCAACUAUUAUGGAGAUAGCAGAGUAGCUAAUUAUAAUAUUUUUACAGGAAUUAUUGACAAAGAAAAAUUAUUAGAAGAAUAG